AUGAAUGAAGCGCGCGCAAGGUUUUUUUUGAAUCUCCGACAGUCGAUUGAUCCAUUGCUACGAGUUUUGUCUAAUAAGUCGGCACCACCACCAUCGUUGGGACUCGCUUUCGAUAUCUCUGGAAUGCCACCAGCAACACUUAAAUCAUCUGCAUUGACGUAUGGAAGUGUUGGAGAAAUGAUCAAAGAUUUCAGCAUCGUUUUCGGAGUGCCAAAAUACCGUACAAGCAAACCCAAAAAAGUUACACGCAAGUUCUCAUUCACCCGUCUCCUCCAACCAAUUGAUAAUCUGGUUACGUGCCCAGCGUGUUCGAAUAUUCAUCCAUCAGACACUAUUUGUGAUGCUUGCUAUUCCAAAGUUCAUAAAUUGACAUCAGAAAUCAAGAAAAAAAUGAUGGAGUAUAAUCCCUAUGUUGGGGAGAAGCAGGACAGAGAAGUUUACGUCAAGUUUAAAGGAGAAUCAGAGGCACCGGCUGCAGUUGUGAAAGGAAAACGAGUUAUUGAAUUGGAGAAGGAUAGACCGACGUGGUUCAAAAAGCUAACAUUGAAAGAAUAA
Caenorhabditis remanei is the source of this 555-nucleotide messenger RNA. RefSeq lists its product as uncharacterized. Gene Ontology annotation, cellular component: mitochondrial large ribosomal subunit. The transcript has 3 exons. The coding region runs from base 1 to 555 and encodes 184 amino acids. Gene Ontology annotation, biological process: translation. Gene Ontology annotation, molecular function: structural constituent of ribosome. NCBI's taxonomy places the organism in Eukaryota, Metazoa, Nematoda, Chromadorea, Rhabditida, Rhabditidae. The record is from RefSeq and is a predicted model, not a curated record.